This is a messenger RNA of Metschnikowia bicuspidata var. bicuspidata NRRL YB-4993, 3726 nucleotides long. RefSeq names its product ribonuclease P (gene RPM2). The coding region runs from base 1 to 3726 and encodes 1241 amino acids. NCBI's taxonomy places the organism in Eukaryota, Fungi, Ascomycota, Pichiomycetes, Serinales, Metschnikowiaceae. The record is from RefSeq and is a predicted model, not a curated record. The transcript has 2 exons.
AUGGCCAACUUUGGCUUUGUCAAGUGCUCUCGCCGGGAGCGGCUCAAAUUUUUCCAAAGUUCUUUACCUUACUUGAACAACCAUGCAUUGGUUCUGAGUGCUAAUGGAGAGGCAAGAAGAUGGGCCCUGGAGGAGCCUCACCCCACGAACCAGAGCUUUCUCACUUUUAAAAAUGGGCAUUACGGCAUCUACUUCACCCUCUUCAAUCACGAGCUUCGGAAGGAAGAGCAUGACAACACUCAUUUUAGCCCACAAAAAAUCAUCAUAAUUGUCCGAGACUCAACGCCCCAAGAAUUUGUUCCUGAAUUCUUUAUUUCAAAAGCAAAGCAGGAUAUACACAAUGAUAUAACUUGGCUCAAAACAGUCACGCGAAAUCUUCUUUCGACCGCAUCUCUUGUCAAGCUGAAAUGCUCUGUGAAGCAGCUUUGUCACAUCAGAUCUUUCUCCACUUCUGCAUUCCAGGCCAAAGACAAGACUGCAUUGAAAAAUAGCCCGGAUGCCCACGAGUCUGGUGAAUAUUCUGAGCCUUUUGAAGAGGGCUUUGCAAGAACGCAAAUUGCUCAAAUCAUGCAAGCGUAUGAGAACUAUUCUUCACCAGACGAUUUGAAUAUCAUAUACCCGCUUUAUCAAUCUUUGAAGCGCAAUGGUAUUCUUCUUCCAUCCAUUGACGAGUACAACAUUAUUUUGAAGUCGAUUGUGAUGAGAGCAUUGGAUAGUGAAGAUACUCUUUCUGCCACAGAAUCGCGAUUGACCUGUCUUUUAACCGUUUAUCAAGACGUGCUCAUAGCUUGCCAGUCCACACCCACCUGUCACCCAAAUAGAGAAACCUACCAAAUUGUCCUCAGGUCCAUUUUUGACGGUAGCCGGAAAAUUCUUACUUUGGUAACGAGAAGCAAGCUUCCGCGCCACACUUAUCAUCAACAAAUCAGCAAGGUUCUGGAGUUUUGUAAAGUGGGAGUCGACCUAUAUGCAUCCUUGCUUCAUGACCUUGAAAUUUGUAAGAGCGAUAUACUUCCUAAUGUCCUUUACUGUUUGAAACAUUUUCCCGGUUUGUUCAAUGAACGACUUGCUACCUUUUUCCUUCAACUCAAAGAUCAUACCCUGAGUGAUGCACUGUUCUACAUUGGCUUGAUUGCCCUGGUGGAAUACCUUCGCAAAUUUCCAAGUUUGGGACUUGAUAAGAAGGCCUCAUAUAAAUUCAUGAGUGAUGUGUUUGAUACUUUCAAACACCAAUGUGAGACUCUGGUACAGCUUUCCAUGGCUGAGUAUAGCAUUUACUCUGCAAUGUUACAAGGAUUAGUCGCCUGUGAAAAUUUGCCGAUUGCAACGAAAUUUUUGGAUGACAUAAUUCUCAGCUACAAGGAUGAACUCUACAAGAAUCUCGAGACUAACACAGUUGCUAUUUCUGACUUGAUCUCAGAUUAUUUGCUAGCUGUCAUGAAACUUAACUCUGUUCAGCAUCUUGAUAAAGCUCACACUUUACUUCUGAACAUGCGACAAGUUCCAUAUCUUCCAGACCUCAACGUUACUGUUUUUCACGACAUGAUUUCCAGGUACAUUGCAGAAUAUGUCAUGAUGGAACAAAUGAAGGUACAGAAGAAGGACAGCAAUGAUAUGAGUCAAAUUCAGCAGGAAAUUUAUCACAAAAUUUGGGACUUGUACAAUUACAUUGCCAUUAGAAAGGACUUUCUCACUUCUGACGUGACCCAGUCGAAUUCCAUGGAGAUGCUCCUUUCAAUUAGCAUCGACUUGGCGGAUUCUCAAAAGGUUUCUCGCUUAAUCAAGGAGAUUUUGGUCAAAAGAAUCUCAAUUGAGGAUUGGAGUGUCUUGAGAAAACUUUGCUACAUGCUUUCCACAGAGGCAGGCAAUGGAGGCAGUCAGCAUUAUGAGGUUAUGUGGGCUAUUCUUGAGAACCAAGCCACACACUUCACCAAUGAUUCUGUUCACUUGAACGAUUUUUUGAGCGAGCUUGUUUCAUAUAUUCUCCUUGAUUCUCCUAAGACUUUCGACCGCAUUAUGAAUCUGACGUUCAUUUCGAAUGCAUUCGAGAGCUGCAGUCUCCAAGAUGAUAAUUUUUAUGGAUUGACGACACUUAUGUUAUUUUUGCAAAACAAACUUUUGAACUGUGAAUUGACUGUUGUUGAACGAGCAAAAAUUCUCACAUACCAGGCUCACAUGAUUAAUGAGUUCGAGGAUACUGAGAACCAUUACUUAGAUCUUCCAGGAGAAUUGCGUGAGUUUAAUGCAUCAUUGAAAAAUUCUUUCACAAAAGCUUUCAACAUAUAUUCGGAAACUCAAUAUUUGACCGAAUCUAUUUGUCAGGCAUGCUCGAAAUUAGGUAUUGAGGUGGCAGAUAUGAAUAUGAGGCUCCUAGACCCAGCUCUUUAUGAAAUGGAUUUGACUCCUCUUUUCAGCAUAAGCUAUAAGGAAGGCUUAUCAUUAUUUGUCAAAUCUUUUAAGGAAGGUUUCAAUUUUAAUGACGAAACUUGGAGAGUGAUCAUAAAUCGCAGCUUUGUCUUGGAUGUCUUGGAGCCUGGCAAAAUUUUUAAAACAAGCGAUUUUAUCAAAAGAUUGCUGCAAGUCAGAAGCGAUGCACAGAUAAUUCAGCAUUUAGCUUCAUUGAUAUCCUUGAAUAAUGAGAAGGUGAACAUCGAAAUUUUCAAGUUUCUUUCUGCGCCCCAAUAUGAGCCAAUUCUUGCAUCGAGUCUCUUAAAUUGUAUGGCUGAAUUCGCUAAGAUUACAAAAAAUCAUUAUUUUCUAACCUUGUUUAUCAAGGAGUUUGAGCGUCUUGCGAAUAUCAACCCUUGCAAUUCAUGGAAAGCAACUUUGUUUGAAAAACUCAAUCAAGUCGGGAGAAACCUGGAAAUAUACGCCAUUGUUUCUCAGAAUUUUGACCUGCUCAACAAGGGACUUGAUGUUCGUGUUAGCACGGAUGUGAGAUUUUUGAAAGAAAUUCUAAUUGCGUACAUGAAAUCUGAUAAAGAGGAACAGAUUAAUCACAUUUUCAAUCUCCAUUUCGCCGGAGCUGCAGGACAAAAGUUGUUGUUGAAGUCUAAUGAAUUGUUAGCAUGUCUUCUCGGCUACUAUAUUUCCAUCGGGUCGUACGAAAUGGUCGUCAAAAAGUUCGGCAAGCUAGCCGACCGCUCGACCGACUUGAAGCAGUCUGUACAAUUUUCGAAUCUCUUGUCAUCCUUAAAUGGCUCCCAUGAAGUGUACGCUUGCGCUCAUGACGAUAAUCGCGAGAGCUUUGCUCUAGCGCUACUCAACGAAGAAGAUUUGCUCGGGAUGAAAAGACUUUAUCUUGAGAAUUUGCACUUGGUUGGCAACAAGGAGAUUUUUUUCAAUAUAUUGGUUAGUGAUUUAACCAAAGCAGCAUUGUCACUCAAAGGAAUGCACCAGAAAAAACUAACUACUAAAUUUGAAGCCAUUAUCAAGUUUUGCAAAGUACUUGAACUAGAAAGGAUUUCAGCCGGAACCUUGAAUAACAUGGUGAAUUUCUUGAUCAUUACGAAGUCUAAAGACUUGUUGAAUAUUGCUUUCAACAAGUUUUUGGUCAACAAUAGCUUCGUUUCAUCGUUUAAUUUCUACUUCUUGCGCGUCGAGUUGCAAUCCGAGAGGGAGCUGAUUGAAGUUUUGAAAAACUUCGAGGCCGGAUUCAGAAAGACUAAUGAUCUUUUGAACCUACACACACUUGAGGCCUAUAAGGCAAAAGUGUACUGCACGUGA